Molecule: messenger RNA, 2937 nt
Organism: Gambusia affinis (western mosquitofish)
Lineage: Eukaryota; Metazoa; Chordata; Actinopteri; Cyprinodontiformes; Poeciliidae
Product: ETS-related transcription factor Elf-1-like
Exons: 7
Coding region: 294-1631 (445 amino acids)
Biological process (GO): regulation of transcription by RNA polymerase II; cell differentiation
Cellular component (GO): nucleus
Molecular function (GO): DNA-binding transcription factor activity, RNA polymerase II-specific; sequence-specific DNA binding
Source: RefSeq, a predicted model, not a curated record
GUUCAGUCAGACCACAGGACAGUUCACCGCCCACCACCCCUCCACUUCCUCAUCAAGAAUCGAAGCAGAGCAACAUGAGUUUCCUGUGACGCCGCUCUGUCUCUGGUCAAUUAGUGUGUAGCUGUUCGCAUCACUCCUCCACGAGACGGGCUCCCGAGCGCAUCUGCAGCUCCGCGAAGAGUUUCUCCGCAGGAAAGACACAACAACACCUUUCUGCUGGUUCGGAUCCUCCUCGCCGGAGGGGCCUGUGAUGUUGUUUUCAUGACGUUGGAGUUGCUUCGGGACACACAGCCAUGCUUCAGCAGCCGGAGCUCAUCUUUGACUUUGCCAGUGACCACUUCAGCUCAUCACAGAUGGGGAUGUUUUCAGAGUACCCUGCAGUGGUGGUGGAGGAGGUCCCCCAUCAACACCUGCUGACAUACACUGGUAUGAUGGGUGAACAGUCACAGACAGAGGAUCACCAUGAGCUGCUAAAAGUGGAGCCAUGUGAGAGCGGCGAGGAGGAGACCAUGGAGACGCUUGUUGCUGCUGACUCGCUCCUUGACAUGGACUGCGUUGACACUCUCUCACUGGAACAGCACUACUCCCAGGCUUUCCUCCCGUCACUGAGCGAUGUCAUCACCGCUCCCGUUACCCAGGUAACCGUGUCCGCCGAGGGCAUUGUGGGAGCCGUUGACCAGUCGCAGUGGCACUCGUUGCACAAAGAGAGGCCUGCGGCGCAGCUGCAGUCUAGAAAGAGGAGUAAGAAACCUCGACAUCGGAGGGCAGAGUCUCCUACACCGGAUAUCAAAGUAAAGAAGGACAAAUAUAAUAAAGGAGGGAACACCCUCUACCUGUGGCAGUUUCUGAUGGAGCUGCUGCAGGACAGACAAGUCUGUCCUCGCUACAUCAAAUGGACCGAUCCGCAGGCGGGCAUCUUCAAGCUGGUCAACUCCAAAGCCGUGGCCAGGCUGUGGGGCAAACACAAGAACAAACCAGACAUGAACUAUGAGACCAUGGGAAGAGCACUCAGGUACUACUACCAGCGGGGCAUCCUGAACAAGGUGGAGGGCCAGCGCCUCGUUUACCAGUUCACCUCUCUUCCCGUGAACAUGGUGUACAUCACGGACGGAGAUUGCGGCAAAGAGGAAGACGACGACGACCACGACAAAAGUGGAAACGACGAGGGGCUUAGCGAUGGUACCAUCUCCAGUGACCAGUCUGUGGAGGACGAGGAAGCUGAUGAGGCGGAGGAGGAAGAGGAUGAGGAGGACUUCCAGCCGCCGCUGAAGAAAACCUCCUUGGUCUCCCCGCGAGCCGCAGCGGCGCAGCGGCCCAGACCGACCGCCAAGCAGCCGGCUCAGCGCGACACCGUCCUGCGGCCCGCCGGUGCCAGCCUGAUCCAGGAGCAGCACCUGCCCAUCGUGUCCGCCGAGAUGCUGAGGACGCUGCAGAACCUGCAGAAGGUCCGAUCGCUGCAGCCGGCGGGGCAAGCGUCCGUCUUCAAGACGGCCCAGCUGCUGGGGAGCCUGUGCGAGAGCCAGGCUGCGUCCAAGACGGCAACAGACGCCGGCAAAGGGGCGCCGCCGAAGUCUCACGCAGAACGCCGGAACGCCCCGUAUUUGGUGCCUCCCACGACCUCCGACCAAUAAACACAUCCAGCCUCCGCUUCAAACCAAACACGUUCACUCCACUGACUCAGGAACUCUUCCACAGCUGUACUUUGCUGCAUCAACGUCUGAACGCCAGGUAAAGCCGUCGAUCAUUUAAGCAAGGCACCAAUUAGACGUCUCACGGCGUCUUUGAUCGGACGACAAUCACGGCAAACCAAAACCAACUCAAUUGUCCCUUAGAAGACGUUACACCCUGUUGUAUUUUCUAUCAACAAGCUACUCAAGAAACCAAAGACAGACAUGCACUGGAACCCACAGCCUCUCUGCACCUUCUGCAGAUCCCUUUUGCUUGCACUUCCACUUCAGGCUUUCCUGGAGUCAUUUAUCAUGCCAUCACUUCUUCGUCAACCUUUUUAUUUUUAAUUUAAUGUACAAUCACAAACUGAAUCAUUCCUUUGCCUUCAAAGCGUCUUGUUUGCACUAUGAUCUUCACUCUGCUGUACUUUUCUUCUCUAAGUGCCUAAAGGUCUCGAUCCUGGCCCUGCUUUCUCUCUGUCUAUUGCUGAUAAUCAUGAGAAUUGUGAGGGAAAAACAUUCCAUAUUAUUAUUAUUUUUAUUAUUAUUAUAAUUAUAAAGAGUACUGUUGUUUGUUUUUUGGAUAUGUUUGUAUUGUGAUAUGUUAAAACAAGGGAUGGCUUUUUGCUGCUGUUAAAUGUUUGGCCUUUCUUUUCUUGACAAUCACAAGUGAAGUGCUUCUUAUAAAUUUCCAUUGUAACUGUAAGGUCUUUCUGUUUGGACACUGUGCAUCUAUAAGCCUCGGAUGUUAUAUACUGUUAGUUUGAAUGUGCUCCUGCUCUGUUGCCAUAUCCUCUGCCCCGCACCUCCAAUCCCCCCCUCAGGUUCCUUUAUUUUUCUACUCUACAGAGACCGUGUACUCCAUGUAAGGAGCGUAAUGGCCGACUGUUAAUAAUGAAGUAAUUAGUCAAGCGUUUCCUCCUGCCCUUACCUUAAUGGAGCCUCGCAUAGCCAGCUCGCAACGUUCACCUCACUCCGCAGGAGCGGGGCUGCCGUUUUGUCAGGCUAAACUUAGUUAGGAGAUGCUUACGCAGUGACUGUGCCUUUGCCUGUAGGGAGCCGCUAUGCAAAACUGCUUCUCACAUUAUUAAGCCAUUUGUCUCAGAUUCCCCCUCACCUGAGCUACCCGGGUGUCUCCCGAUGCAGUUUAUUCAGCAUAGGGCGAGCUUUAGCCGGAGGAUGAGGGAGGAUUUCUGUUGCCUUAUUUCUUUUACGUGUUUUCCUUUUUGUCCAGAGAUUGUAAAUGGAAUAAAGGAAUAUAUGUGUGAAA